Messenger RNA from Cygnus atratus (black swan), 2563 nucleotides. It is a transcript of the gene DNAJC3, whose product is annotated as DnaJ heat shock protein family (Hsp40) member C3. Lineage: Eukaryota; Metazoa; Chordata; Aves; Anseriformes; Anatidae. Gene Ontology annotation, molecular function: misfolded protein binding; protein-folding chaperone binding. Gene Ontology annotation, cellular component: endoplasmic reticulum. The transcript is spliced from 12 exons. Gene Ontology annotation, biological process: protein folding in endoplasmic reticulum. Bases 99 to 1613 code for a protein of 504 amino acids. The record is from RefSeq and is a predicted model, not a curated record.
CGGCGGGCCAAUCAGCGGCGCCCACGACCCUCCCCGCCGGAGCCGGAGCCGCGAGGCCGGGGCUCCGCCGCCAGUGUCGCGGCGGGCGUGGGGCGGCCAUGGUGUGCGCCGCCGCCUCGGCCGGGCGGCUGGGCCCCGCGCUGCCCUUCCUCAUCGUGCUCCUCGACCUGCAGUACCACGGAGCUGAAUGUGGAAUAAAUGCUGAAGUAGAAAAACAACUUGAAAUGGGAAAGAAGUUAUUGGCUGCUGGACAGCUAGCAGAUGCUUUGUCUCACUUCCAUGCGGCUAUAGAGGGAGACUCUGAUAACUACAUUGCUUAUUACAGAAGAGCCACAGUGUAUUUAGCCAUGGGGAAAUCUAAAGCAGCGAUUCGCGAUUUAAGUAAAGUGGUGGAAUUAAAGCAGGACUUCACAUCCGCAAGAUUACAGCGAGGACACUUACUGCUCAAGCAAGGAAAAUUUGAUGAAGCGGAGGAUGACUUUAAAAACGUGCUCAAAUCCAAUCCCAGCAAUAAUGAGGAGAAAGAAGCCCAGACUCAGCUGACAAAAUCUGAUGAGCUACAGCGCCUGCAUUCACAAGCAUUAUCUGCCUACCAGCAAGAGGAUUAUGAAGCCGCGAUCUCUCUUCUUGAUGAAAUCUUGGCAGUUUGUGUUUGGGAUGCAGAGCUACGGGAACUUCGAGCUGAGUGUUAUAUAAAGGAAGGGGAGCCAAGCAAAGCCAUUAGUGACUUGAAAGCUGCUGCCAAAUUAAAGAACGAUAACACUGAAGCCUUCUAUAAAAUAAGCAGGAUAUAUUAUCAGCUUGGGGACCAUGAAUUAUCACUCAGUGAAGUCCGGGAGUGCCUGAAACUUGACCAAGACCAUAAGCAAUGUUUCUCUCUCUAUAAACAAGUAAAGAAACUCAAUAAGCAGAUUGAGUCAGCAGAAGAAUUCAUCAGAGAAGGCAGGUAUGAAGAUGCUAUCAAUAAAUAUGACUCUGUUAUGAAAACUGAGCCAGAUGUCCCAAUUUAUGCUACACGUGCCAAAGAAAGGAUCUGUCACUGUUUGUCAAAGAAUCAGCAGGCUACAGAAGCCAUAAAAGUUUGUACAGAAGUUCUGCAACUGGAACCAACCAAUGUGAAUGCCCUGAAAGACAGAGCAGAAGCUUAUUUGCUGGAAGACCUGUACGAAGAAGCUAUUAAAGACUACGAAACUGCUCAAGCCAAUAGUGAAAAUGACCAGCAGAUUCGGGAGGGGCUCGAACGAGCCCAGCGGAUGUUGAAGCAAUCACAGAAGAGAGAUUACUAUAAAAUUUUAGGAGUAAAAAGAAACGCCAGAAAGCAAGAAAUCAUAAAAGCAUACAGAAAGCUGGCAUCCCAGUGGCACCCCGACAACUUCCAGAGUGAGGAAGAAAAGAAGAAAGCAGAGAAAAAAUUCAUUGAUAUAGCAGCUGCUAAGGAAGUUCUUACUGACCCGGAAAUGAGGCGGAAAUUUGACGCAGGAGAGGACCCACUGGAUGCAGAGAGUCAGCAGGGUGGGGGCAACCCUUUCCACAGGAACUGGAACACGUGGCAAGGAUUCAACCCCUUUGGUUCUGGAGGAGGACCAUUUACAUUCAAAUUUCACUUCAGUUAGAGCCAAGACUGUUUUCGGGUGGCUGCUGCUGUUUUUUACUUAAUUCGUUCAAGAAAAAUAAACUCUCUCUCAGUACAAGACCCAAAAUCUUAAUUUCUAAUGUUGUCCUUAACCCAGAGUCUUACCGCACUAGAAGAAAGCUCCUUCUUUCUUUCAGUGUUCAAAGGGUUUGCUUUGUGGUGAGCUUGACGAGCUUAUGCUGGUGGGGGGGAGGUUGAGCAAGGGUUUUGUUACAGCCUAGGUAUUUGUUGUGGAUGUGCAGGAAACGUUCAUUCCUUUGGAUGGAGAAAACAGUGAGAGGCUAUUUAGGGCAACACUUAAACGCAUCUUUAGGACUCAAGUAUAUGCUUAAAGGUAAAAAUGCAUGUAAAUAUUUCUCUGAGUCUGGGCCUAAUAAACAUGGAACGGGUAGUUACAAUAGUCUCCACGUUAACAAAUCGUUAGUCGUCGUGCUCAGCAGGAUGAUCCAUUCCUCAGUAUUCUUUAAAGGAAACCCCAGCGACCACCCUCUUGUAUUACUGUUGGCGGUGCCAUAGGUAGAGUGAAGAGGCUGAGUGAGUCUGAACAGUCUCUUUUAAAGAAGAUCACUUGUAAGUAACGAUAUCUGAAAAUGUCUGUUCACUUUAUUCCUUAAGCUGAAAUUGAGAUGAUUUCCUUGGCAGCAAUUGUCAAACCUGAAAGUUGAAAAAAAACAAAACACACAAUACACCUGUUUGGUUAUUUUUAUUUUCUGAAGACUGUUUCUGUGAUUUGGAAUGUUUAAGUAUCAUUUUUGAGUAGUUUGCACUUUAACAAAAUAUCUGCUUGAGAUUUGAGCAAAACAGUGUGAUGUGACAUUCCCCCAGCUGUGCAGCAGCUUGUUCCUUCUCUGUACGUAAAACUCAGUCCUCACAGGUUGUGAGGGGAGUGUGUGAACUGCAGGAAUAAAAUAUUAACUGGAGUUUUCCCCA